AGAAGAAGGAGGAAACGGCGCAAGAAGAGUGAGAAAAAGGAGCAUUUUUUUUUUUUUGUGCGCGAUAUAUUCCCGUGGAUAUAUACCGGGUACACACAUCGAGCUGCCUCUCCCUUUUCUCUCUUUUUCCCUCUCUAUCUUGUUGCGUUCCUCGCUCCCUUUCGCACACUCGCCUCCUCUCACUCUCUCUCUUUCUCCCUCUCUUUUCGGCGUUUCCACGCGUCCGCCCGAUCUCGCGAGAUGUACGCGCGCGGGAGUGCAAUGAUUAUUUACAAAGCGUAGUUGGCCGCGAUCGUCGCAUUUCAACCGUCCACCGUCUCGACAACGAGACACGAAGGAAGACGCGAAGGAGAGAAAGAAAGAGUCCGAGGGAUAUACUCAUGUAACCACGAAUGACAUACUAUUGAGACUGACGUUUCGAAACUCACCUGGAAUCUCCGAGAAAAGCUCACCGCAUAAAACUACAUCUCUUUCAUCGUCGACAACGAGUCUCUUGGCGUCUUCUCGAUCGUGCAUCCUCAUCUUCGAACAAGAAAAACAAGGAACGGAGCAAGGCGGUUUUCGCGACGACUGGAAUUCUCCGUCCCGUCAGGAUCGCGCGUUCUCUCUUCUCUACGUUUCUCGUGCCUCGAUCCUUUCGCGACAAGCGCGAAGUAGAGCUUGUUGAUCUCGCCGACAGUGACAACGGCCACGUUCUAAAAUUCUCUCCGCGAGAGACAACGCGGCCCUGAUAGCGAUUGUUUGUGCUUCGCGACGCACGUGUCUUCAAUGUACGUAGCCGGUAUUGGUCGCGCAUCGUCGCCACGUAGUGCGUCGUUCUCCUCCUCGUGGCCGACGUAGCCGUCGAUCAGGUUGCGCGACGCCCUACGUCAUCUCCGAAAUCGGCAUCCGCGACGAUGAGAUGAGCGGUUCGUCUCAGUCCGUAUUUCGUGCCGCGACAGAUCGCAGGGUCGAAGUGGCGAAGGGAGGAUAGAUGAGCGUGUAAUAAAAGAGCGAUAACGCGGUGGAUCUGUCCGCUACCGCGAGUAUUGCGAGGGCAGCGGUUCAAAGUACGCGGAGAGAAGCGAAAAGGAGAAAGAGAAGUUGCAGCGAUGAUGAUGCGCCGCUGUGCCUUAGAAUGCCGAUGGACAACGAACUUGUCGUCGUGAGGCGAAGAUCGAGCUGACGUGUCACGCCGGAGAACGGAACCUGGCCGCGACGUCGACGAGCCGAGGCCGGAACUGGAGGAGGAGGAGGAGGAAGAGGAGGAAGAGGAGCCGCCGGACGUAACCCCCCCCACCCCCCCCGAGGCACCGGCUCGCACGAAUAUGAGCAUGACUCUCGUCCGAAAUUCGUUCAAGGGCUGCAGCGAGGACGACGCAGGUGUCGUGGAUACAAAGGUGGGCGGAGGUUGCGCGGGUGAAGCGCCAACCGCAGGAGGUGGUGAUGCUGCCGGAGAUGGAGGUGGUGGUAGCGUUGGAACGCGCGGGGAUGGUGGCGGCGACAGCGAGGGCGGAUCAUCCGCGAAGCAGCAGCAGCAGCAGAGUGGCGAAAGGUGCCCUCAGUGCGGCAUCCUAUGUCGGGACGUCCGUGUCCUGCAGCUUCAUCUCGAGGACACGCACAAAACGUCCUAUACCAUCGAUAAGCACGAUCUCAACGCCCAGUUCUCCCAAGUGUCCUGCAAAGUGUGUAGCAAAACCUUUGCCAACGUCUACCGGUUACAGAGGCACAUGAUUAGUCAUGACGAAAGUGCCGUUUUACGAAAGUUCAAGUGUCCCCAUUGCGAGAAGGCCUUCAAGUUCAAGCAUCACCUUAAGGAACACCUGCGCAUUCACAGCGGUGAGAAGCCAUUCCAAUGCAACAAUUGCGGCAAACGUUUCUCUCAUUCUGGUUCAUAUUCGAGCCAUAUGACGGCAAAGAAGUGUUUGAUAAUGAAUUUAAAAAAGUCAAGACAAAAUACCAUAAGUAAUGUCGAUCGGGGACCGAAAAAAACGCAUCAACCGUUAUCUGGACGACGCGAGGUUGAUCUUCUGACAGCUAAUAAUAACACGUUCCUACCGAUCUUGCCGAAAUUGUCACCUUCGGAUUAUCAAGAAAUACAAAGGGAAGCUGCGGCAGGUAUCUAUGAUGUGCCGACCUUGCUGCCUCAGAUGAUGGGGUACGGAAAUUAUAUCCUGCAGUCUUCGAUAGGCAAGCUGCUGAACCAAUUGCACUCUAAACGGCUCGACGAAAUCGCCGAACAGUUUGAGACGCAUCGAGAAGUGAUGAGUCCAUCGACAGCGGAUUCCGAGGGAACCGAAGGCACUGAGGGUAAGGAGUCCCCUGCACCAGCGGAUCCAAUGCAAAGUCUCGAUGCUGUUCGCCGAAUUCUGGAGACCGUAAAUACUUCCGUGACGAAACAGCUACUUGAAGCGAAUGUGCGAAAACUCUCCACGUCUCCGGCUACAAUGAAACGAGAACUUGAGGAAGAUUAUCAGGAUCAAGAUAGCGAAAUGUCCAGUGAGAUGACACAUUGUCCAGACUGGGCCGCAUUAGACCAAUAUGACUCGCAAAGCGAGGGUCUGGCUGCGAAAUUAGAAAAUGUCAAUCACCCGACAUCGAGAUCAUCCAGUAAGAGAAAGAUGGAGGACAGUUCUGAGGGAGAUUCAGAGGAUGAGGAUGAGGGCAACCACACUCACAACGAUAACGGUAGAAGGGUUAGAGCUAGAUCGCUUAUAGAUGAUGAACAAUUGGCCAUUCUGAAAGGUUACUAUUCCAUCAAUCCGCGACCUAAAAAGGAGGAAAUCAUCAUGAUUGCUAAUUGUAUUAAUUUCCCUACUCGUGUGGUACAGGUUUGGUUUCAAAAUUCUCGGGCCAGGGAUCGAAGAGAAUCAAAAAUGCCACCGGCCUUGGUACCUUUAGUCUUGGGAAAUCAAACUGUUAUCGAGCAGCCUUUGGAUUUGUCUAAAAAGGAAGCAUUUGUUGCAUCAACGACCAAAGAAAGUGAUAUAUCGAGCAGAAAUAUCUCGUCUCCUUGCGAGCAAAAGGACGAUAAUUCAGUCUCGAACGUCGACAACGACGAUCUCGAGGAUUCGCCUCUUGUCAUAGAUGAAGAAACUGCUAUUGAUCCUAUUGAACCAAAGCGUACACCUACAAAUGGAGAGAUAAUCACAAAGAGACAAAAUCAAAUAAAUGCGAAAAGUGAAAGUGAAGCUGCACCUCAAUCGGAAGCAACCCCUGUAGCAGCAGAAACUGAGCAGGGUCUUUAUUCCUGCGAUCGAUGCGACAAAACAUUCUCCAAACACAGUUCUCUUAUGAGACACAAGUAUGAACAUUCCGGGCAAAGGCCGUACAAAUGCGUGGAGUGUCCAAGAGCGUUCAAGCACAAGCAUCAUCUGACUGAACACAAGCGGCUACACAGCGGCGAAAAACCUUUCCAGUGCUCCAAGUGCCUAAAGCGCUUCUCUCACUCCGGCUCCUAUAGCCAGCACAUGAAUCAUCGUUACUCUUAUUGCAAGCCCUACAGAGAAUAGAAAUAUUCCACCUGCUCAUCCAAAGUUCGCUCGCUUAUCUAGAUAUAAUAUAUGCAGUUCUUUCUUUUUCUUACGUUUAGAAUUUCCCUCUUUUGUGUGUGAAUUUUUCCUCCGACAUUUCCACGUCUUAUAAGAAAACGCUAGAACGCCUUCAUACUUUCCUCUCGCAUGAACUUUAAAGGGAGUUGCGCGAAAUCGCGUUUCACACGAAGCUAUAAUAUAUAUAAGAUGCUGCGCGUGACAUCACAUUACAAAGCUAUGGCAUUUUAUUGAUGAUCGGUUCGUACUUCGAAAAAAAGAGAAACCUGAAAAAAGGUUUAAGCGAUGCGAGAUCGAAAAUGGUCGACAUGUAUGUUAGAAUUUGUGAUUGAGAUAUGAAAGACGUUCGUAACGUCUCUCUUGUAUUGUAUGCGUGUGCGUGUGUGUAUCAACCGGUUUUAGAUUUUAAAAAAAGAAACGAUACCGGUGAAAAAAAAAUAGAAACGAAAAGAAACUACUCGCGAUAAGUGGCGUUGACAAAUAAACCAAACGCAUAUAACGGUACCAAAAAAGCAUAAUGCAAUAAUCUAUUAUAUAUAUAUUAUAUAAUAUACAUAAUAUUUUAGUAUUUUUAUUAACAAAAUAUUAUAUAUACCAUGACAAUAAUAAAAAAACUAAUUAAUGUACAAAUUUGUUAGCCACGUCCGUAUGAAGAGCGCGAUAUCCAUUCGCAAAAUUAAUGAUAAUAUACGAGAUUUGACGAGUUUAAAAUGUUCAGUGAUAAACAAGAAUGUUCAUCUUUUAAACAAUUUCUGCGAAGUGACGUCAUGUCUGUAUUUCGAUAACUAAUUCCUAAAAUUUAUAUUCCAAAGAUAAUACGGAUUUAUGAGAAUGGAGAUCGCGCGUGGUGUAAAACGAGUGCUCGUUCUACAUAGAUAAAGAUGGAGAUAUAUUGAGUUUACCGAAUCAAAUAUAUCUGAAGUACAGCUGUUAAUUGAGCUUAACAUUAAAAAACUUCGUCGGGCGUAAAGACGAAGAUUAGAAUCUCAUGUUCCGCCUCUUUAUAAUGAAUAACUUCACUUGACGAAAAAAAGGCUAUAUUAUUAUUAUAUUACUAUUAUUAUUAUACAUUAUUGUAUAUGUAGAGAGAGAGAGAGAGAGAGAGAGAGAGACGUGGAAUUUAAGGGCCAUGCGGGUCGGUGAUUGAUGUCAUGCGAGAAAUAUUCUUUUUAACUCUAUUGUACUUACAAGGUGGCAAGUUGAUGACGUGUUGUUAUUCCUAUAAUACAACGUGAUUAUUGUUUGAGACGAUACAAAUACGUAGUAAAAUGCGCUACACAUUCCGCGAGGAUCCGUUUUCUCAGGGCCUCUUCAUUUUAUUUAUCGCUUUUUCCUCUUGCAACGAAUAACACCGUGUGGCACCUUUCAUCGAAGUCCCGAUUUUGUUUCUGCAAUAUAGCACAAACAACUUCCCGAAGCGUGCGACAUGUGUGUUUCAUCUGGGGAGUCUAUAGAUAGUCUAUCGAUAGUUUCGAUGGACCUGAAUAACACAGAAAUCCGAAAAAAAACUUUUAUAAAGGAAAUUCUGGAAAGAAUAUCUUCAAAGAAUUAGGUAAUCUUUGCAUCUUUCGUAUCUUUGUAUUGAAAAUACAAAGAUAUCUUAUAUCCUGUACAAGAAAUCUUUGUAUUGAAAAUCCAAAGACUUAUGUGUCGAAAAGGUGCGACGAAGGAUAAUGUGCAUUAAAACCUCGCAAUAAUCUUUUCACCGAAAUCCGAGGCCCGAAUAACCAUUACACCUAAAUAUGAUAUUAAAUGCUUCCAACAUUGUACUAUUAAAAUUAUUAUAUUAUGACGUUUAUAUGAUUUUAUUCGUUCGGACGCGCGUAUAGAUAAGAACGUAUAUUAUAUAUAUACAUAUAUAUAUACUCUACAGAUUGAUAAUACUCGAGAAUGUAUUUUAUAACAGUUUAUGCGUCUUUUUAUUUACACGAGUACUACAAGUGAUAAGUGAUAUUGUUAUUGAUAAAGAAAGAUGAGAAAGAAAUAUGAGAUACAGAUAUUACCGUAUUAUUGAAAUUUUGUGCCAGUGUGUGUGCGGCAUACGGCAAACCGGUACGUCCUUGACGUUUCGUGUGUGUAGAAGCUUCGGUUAUCCGCGACAGGCAUCGUGUUUACCACUACCACUCUACGAAAGAAAAAAAAAAGAAAGAUGAAAAAUGUGCAGAUAUAAUGCUUAAUAAUACUCAUUUAUUAUAGUGUUAAUAUAUGAUUAUAUAAGAAAUAUAUUUUUAUAUAAUUAUAAUGUAAUAUUAUACGGAUACGAGAUAGUACACACUAAUCGAUCGCAAGCAGCGGCUAAUUCGGCUGCAACGGAUCUCUUCCUUACAUCCGACACAUAGAAUUAUCGUAAUUUCUCUUUAUAUAUCGGUGCGAACAAAAAAACUAAUUCUCGCUCGUUCCCCUUCGUUUACCGUUUGCAACACGAUUCUUAAUCGCAUUUUAUUUAGUUACAAGCGACAAGUUAGUUACAAGUUCCUAACUGUAUCUAUUCGUAAAAAAAUUCAAUGCGUAUUUUUAAUGUAGAUAUUUCGUUCCUCAACGUGUUUUUCUAAUUUUUUAUUUUAUUAAUGUUAAACUUUAUUCCCUUCAGUCUCUUGUAACUUCUGCACCUCGUUUCUUUUGAGUUAAGUACGUAAUCGAAUCGUUCGAGUCAUUCUGCUUUGUAUUUAUAUUAAGAAUUGAAGGUGAUAUAAUUUCGAUGAGUUUAAUUUAUAUAAUUUUGAGCUCAAUGAAAUUAUAUCGUUGUCAAUCUUCACAAUUAACAUCUUCGCUUUUCGAGUAACUAAGUGACUUCACGACCAACAACGGGUUAGGACAUCAGGAGGAAAAGGCAGGAAACUUACGAAGACAAUAUUAUAUAUAUACGUAUAUAGAUAAUAUAUAUAUAUAAAAUAUUAUAUUACAUUUCUCUCCUCUGAUUCGGGAGUUUUUGCGACCCGCUUGCCUCAAUAUAUGUACGUACUACUGAAUAACGAAAAAAAAAAAAA
This is a messenger RNA of Formica exsecta, 6517 nucleotides long. RefSeq names its product zinc finger protein 1 (gene zfh1). NCBI's taxonomy places the organism in Eukaryota, Metazoa, Arthropoda, Insecta, Hymenoptera, Formicidae. Bases 1308 to 3491 code for a protein of 727 amino acids. The record is from RefSeq and is a predicted model, not a curated record. The transcript is spliced from 10 exons. Gene Ontology annotation, molecular function: RNA polymerase II cis-regulatory region sequence-specific DNA binding; DNA-binding transcription factor activity, RNA polymerase II-specific. Gene Ontology annotation, biological process: regulation of transcription by RNA polymerase II; anatomical structure development.